AUGGUGCCGCCGUGUUCCCUUGCCCUCUGCUGUGCACCCCAGCGCCUGGAGCCGCAGAGCCAGACCCUGCUGCGUGCCACGGGGCACCCAGAGCAUUCCCGCCAUGCCCUGGACAGCCCCGGACCAGACCGGAGGUCCGCGUCCUGGGGGAACAGGCCCGGGGCCGGCCCGGGCCUUAGGGGGCUGAGGUGUCUGUCCCUGGCCUGGGUGCCCCAGGCCUGAGCUGUGUGUGUGUGAGGGGCAUCCUCCCCACGCCUGCUGCUGCUGGAGCUGUACCUGGAAAGUGUGUGUUGCGGUGGCAGGGGCCCCCGGAGGCUGGAGGGCCUUCACAGCCAGCCUGGGCUCCUGGACACCACUGUCUCCUUCCAGCACUGGCAGGGGGAGUGGGUGGCCCAAGUGGUUCUACACCAGGACCACCGGCUGCAAGAAUCAGAGCUGAGCCCCCUCCCCCAUGAGCCUGAGAAUCUUGCCAAGGACACCAGUGGAGGGGACUGCCCGGUCGAGUUGGAGCCUGGGGCCACUGAGCAUGCUGUCCUGGAGGCCGGAGGGCCAGCAAGAGCACUGAAGGGUGCAGGGACGGUGACCCUGGGCUCUGAGGAGGCACCAGCACAGGUAGGAAGGAGCCUUCUGCAGACAGGUCCUAUAGGGUCUCUUGGAAAGGUUGGGCCAGUCAGCUUAGGGCUCGUGGGGUCACUGGGACGGGGUCUGGUGAGCCUGGGGCCAGUGGGCUCUUCAGAGGAGGCAGGGCUGAUGAGCCCGGGGUCUGUGGGGUCUCCAGGCCCAGUGGGCCCCAUGGAGAUUGCCCCAGGGUCUCUGGAGCAUGUGGGGUGGGUGAGCCUGGGGCCUGCGGGGCCACUGCGGGGCCACCCGGUGGGUAUGGCGCUGUCCCUGGAGCCAGGAACCAUGCCUUUCAUACAACUGGACCACGAGGACCUUCUUGCCGACCUGGGACGUGUUGCUGUCUUCCUGGUGGGAGGGCCAGAUCUGAUGGGCUUUUGGCUCUGGGGAGCCCUAGCCCCAAGCCAGGUGGCGGAGUAGUUUCUGCAAAGUCCGCUAGGGGGCAUUGUCUGUCACGUGCUGAGCCUGAAGGCCCAGAGCAGGGCCAGGCUCCUGGGUGGCCCAGACCCAGAUCAGCGCUUCCAGGCGGAGGCUCAGUUCCAAUGUGUCUUUGGGACAGAGCGUCUGGCCAGGGCUGCCCUGGACACAGACCCUGAAGAGGUAGAGACGGAGGCCACCCUGCCCCUCCCCUGUGGACCCAGUUUCCAGGCCCUCUCUGGCCACUCCCACACCCUGUCCCCAGACAGUACAGGCAGUGACUGGGGGAGCAUGACACUAGAGGAGGUCCGAGGGCUGAUGGCCACCCUGGAGGACCCCGAUGGGGAGGGCUGGCCGCCUCCAGAACUGGGGACAGAGAAGCCUGAGGGGGAGUCUGCACCCAGGGCCGGGAGGGGCCUGGGCGGCUGCAAGUGGAGACGUGCUGGCCGCGAGCGGUCCCUGGAGCUUCAAGGCCGGGCGGCCCAGCAGGAGGACGCUGUGUCGCAGUGAGCCCUGGCCCUCUCCUUGCUGGAUCCCCUGUGUUGGAGGCAGAAGAUGGGCUCCCAGGUGGGGGGCACUGGUGGCCAGGCCUGGCUGGUGGCGCGUGUGGCCUUUGAGCAGGAUGGGGGUAAGCCGGAGGGAGCACUAGGGGCGUUAGAGGUAUGCCUCCGGGAGGAGAUGGCGGGGUCCUGGGGGGCAUGUCGCCUGCAGAGCUACAAUGUGUCCGGCGCCGUUCUGGGAUCUUCUGCCUGCCACAGCGUCUGCCCCAGCAAAAACAGGGCUCGCUGCAGUGUUUUUACUGGCCUAGAUGUGGAAACUCUGAGCGUGGGUGUGCCUCAAAGACCGGGAGCCACCGGUGGGGAACCAGCGCCCCGAGCUGACAAGCAGCAGGACGAAGGGUGGCUGCAAGACACGCGCCACCGCCGGCCCCACCGCUCUCCUGCAGUUCCUCACAUGCACAUGACUGCCAGGGAGCGCCUCUGUGACUUUACACGGUACACUCGAACUUCCUCCACGGAGGACGAGGACAGACAGUGGAGCGUGUGUGGCACCCGCUGCGGCGCUGCGGCGGUCUGUGAGAGGCUGCCGGUUGAGCAGGUCCUGUACCUGUCACAUGGCUGCCUGGCGACCCUGGCCCUCAGCUGUCCCCCCCUCCUCUCACAGGCACGCUCUUUGGGCAGGGGAGCAGGGUGCCCCUCCCUGUCGCUUCAGGACGGCUACUGGCCCCCCAACGCUGACGGCCACAAGGUGGUAUUCGGGCACUGGUGCUGGCAGGUGACGACAGGCCGUUGA
Messenger RNA from Neofelis nebulosa (Clouded leopard), 2328 nucleotides. RefSeq names its product poly(ADP-ribose) polymerase family member 10 (gene PARP10). NCBI's taxonomy places the organism in Eukaryota, Metazoa, Chordata, Mammalia, Carnivora, Felidae. The record is from RefSeq and is a predicted model, not a curated record.